AUGUCUCCCGAUCUCAACUCUCUGCCACCAUCUCGCUCUUCCUCAACCUCAUCCUCGAUCCCAUACCGCAACAUGCCUUCCGCCUCACCAAAUGCCCCGCCCGCAACGGCGAACACCACAUCCCCCAGACCCUCCCGGGGAUCGAGCAUAGGCCGUUUAUCGGUAUCCGAGCGCCGUCGGUCAGCUGCCGGUAUUAACCUAAACUUGAGUGAGAUGCCGGCAAAUAAUGGCGACGCUGUCCCAUCAGACCACCGCAGCUCCAUCGGGCAUGCAUUCCGCACAACCAGCCCAUCCAGCCAUGGGAGCAGUCCUGUCUUCGCGACAGCUGAUCCUCAUCAUCAGCGAGCACCAUCACUGGGGGAGUUGCACCAGGAGUUGGAACAAGAGCAGGAAGCGCAAGUGAACCGUCUCUUGCAGAUGAUCCGCAGUCAGCAGACCCAACUGCAGCAGUACCAGCAGCAGAACCCACAGCAACCAAACACACAGUCAACGGCCAUCGACGACACCCCAUCAUCGGAACGGUCGGCAUUUCUGCCCCCAACACACGCACCCACCGGCCCAGCAGGAAACAGACUAUCGAUCUCUUCGUCAUUCUCGAACCGUCGUCCCUCUCGCCCAUCCAGCCAAGCAACCUCGCCCAAUUUGCGGCCGCUUGACACCGGCGUGGAGGCAUUCCCGGGGUUCAGCCCAUCUCGGCGGGGAAGUCGGGACGAAAGUGCGUUUUACCAAGCUGAGGCUAGCUCACUUGGCCGAGAAAACAUCCUCCUUCGGCAACGAAUUCGGGAACUUGGUAAGAUUAUCAACUUAAUCCCGCAAUGUUCUUGCGGCUACCCCGCUCCGAAGUGGAGAUUAAUAUGGACAACACUGACGCUGCGCAGAGAGACAAAUUGGCGAAAUGACAGCUUCGGCAUCAACUAG
Messenger RNA from Penicillium antarcticum, 918 nucleotides. RefSeq lists its product as uncharacterized. Bases 1 to 918 code for a protein of 305 amino acids. Lineage: Eukaryota; Fungi; Ascomycota; Eurotiomycetes; Eurotiales; Aspergillaceae. The transcript has 2 exons. The record is from RefSeq and is a predicted model, not a curated record.